Messenger RNA from Batrachochytrium dendrobatidis JAM81, 2217 nucleotides. RefSeq lists its product as uncharacterized. The transcript has 9 exons. NCBI's taxonomy places the organism in Eukaryota, Fungi, Chytridiomycota, Chytridiomycetes, Rhizophydiales. The coding region runs from base 1 to 2217 and encodes 738 amino acids. Gene Ontology annotation, molecular function: exonuclease activity; nucleic acid binding. The record is from RefSeq and is a predicted model, not a curated record.
AUGGGUGGUACUCAACUGUGGAGGUUUCUGCAAACAGUUGUUCCUACUGCGCUUCAUCAAAAUACGGCUCAACUGAAAAAGCAGCCAACUGAUCAUUUGCUUAUGGAUUUGACCAUGUUUAUUCAUCGCUCUAUGAAGGCCGAUAUGGUAGUGGAACGGUCGCUCAACUCUAGCGUUAUUGCUAGCAUCAAAUCACUUGUUCAGAGCUAUAAACCGCGACAGUCUUUAUUCAUUGCUAUAGACGGUGCUGCUCCUAUUGCCAAGCUGCCUGUCCAGAUUCUACGUAGAGCACAGUAUUUUGAUAAAAAUAAGCAUCUAAAGGCACCAUAUGGAAUUAUGAAUAAAGUUCAUCGAUUGGAUCUAAGUCCCGGAUCGGCUUACUAUGGACGUCUAGAACUACUAUUAAAAGAAACAUUUGAUUCUAAUGCCGAGUCUCAAUCAUGGAAUCAGGGUCCUUAUAAGGAGUUCAAGAUCAGUGGCUCGAUCAAUUCUGGUGAAGGCGAAGCCAAGGUCAUGAAGCGUAUUCUAGAACUGCGUGCUACAAAUGCAUUCGACUCUUCUCAAAUUCCUGAAACGUUUACUAUGCUAUCUGGUGAUUCCGACGCCCUGAUGCAUUUAAUGGUUGCUACUCCAGAUAUCGACUGCAUUAUCCAACGUGGAUGGUGGGAUUCUCCAUUAUCAUUUGGUUUUCUGCGAAAACAGCUGGCUUCCAAAUCACCAGCAAAAGAUACAAAUCGAAUCAUGCAUGAUAUUGCAUUUUUGACACUUCUUUUGGGAAACGAUUACUUGGAUAAAAUCCAACACAUCGGACUUGUAAAACUGUUUAACCAGUAUCUUGCCCAGCAAUAUAAAAAAUAUGAUACUGGGGAUAUUGAUGCCAAGAGCGAUGGCCAUCUUGUGAACGUGGAAGAUGAGAGCAUUACGUUUGAUCUUGCAGCCAUCAUGGGUGCUAUAUAUCCCAAGAGCAACAAGCUGCUACCUAGCGACACGCUUCUGACUAGGAAAAAGACUGGACAGGAGUUGCAGCAGACCAAAGACUAUUUCGAAGCAUUGACAUGGAAUUUGGGAUUGCUGAAAGCGGGCGAGUGUCCGGACUACAACUUUAUAUUUAUGCCCAACGAUGUUAUGGAUGCCGAAUACCUUUAUAUAGGACUGACGGACUGGAUUUCCGAAAUAGGAGAGACUCGAUGGAAAACUGAAUGGCCACAGCGUCAAAACAAUGCAUCUACUGCUCGAGAAGCUACCCUACGGUCUCACUUGGAACCCAACCAAUUCAGCAUUGGUCCUUAUUUGCAUUCUAAAUUAGCACCCUUGAUAUCCAAUGCACAUCAUUUCAAACCAAGCGUUGGUGUUUUUCCGAUUAUGCAGGGUAUACAGAAUCUAAAUAUUAUCGACUCAUUCGAAUUACUGAUUAGUGGCAAUGUUAAGACAACAUUGGAGGUGUAUAUGUUGAAUGUGACAUCAGAUCUAGCAUCUACAUCUCUACCUGGAUUCAUAUCAUUUGCAUUUGUCGUGGAAUCAUUUGAUCAAUCUCUUGCAGAAUUUGUUAAUAUAUCCACCAUAGUUCAUACAGGGGGAACUCGAGUGCAUAUCCAAACUCCCAAUGUAGCUGGACCAGCUGAGCAAAUCAUGCUUGCCGUUGGAUUGGGAUUACCUCGUACACUUGAUCAAGGAAGCACACUUGAUCUCAAUGUUCAAAUCUCUAAUGGAGUCAUUAAUGUUUCGCCCAUCAAUUCCACACUAGCCAUGGGUCAUGUUAAUUUUAAUCUAGAUGUCGGCGCUAUCAAUACAAACGGACUUUUUGCAAAAUCACUUAAAAUGCAGACUGGAGCUGGAGCGAUUCAUGCCGUCGCCAAUAUUACGGAUCAUCUUCAUCUUGAGUCAAAUUCUGGAUAUAUACAAAUGGAUGCACGAUUUGUAUCACCACUAGAAUCAAAUGAGCCUGUUCGCAAAGCAAGUAUUAUCGCUGAUGAUGGCUGGAUUCAAGGAUCGCUAUCAUCGUAUUCGACGCUACAUGUACAAAGCCGAGCUGGUCCUAUCACGUUGGAUCUUGAACCCUUAAACAUAUCAACUACGACUUCGAUAAAUGAUGCUGGAGUAACAACUCUCAAUUUUGUGGGAGAUUAUUAUGGUACAUUUAUUGCAAAAACAUCGCUGGGCAAGGUAUCUGUUACAGGCGAGCAUGGUUUCUAUCAGGGUACGUUGGAUACGAAAUGA